AUGGCCGAGGGCCGCCAGGAAAGUUCUGAAAGUACAUUUGGUAAGGGUGGUUUCUAUGUGCAGAUGUUUUCUUCAGAUACGUCACUUUUGAGGUGGCCUAUGGUGGAUGAAGUGCACUUGUCGGCAGCAGCACCACUCCGAAGCGGUGGUGAAGUGGAUGCCCAACCGGAAGAACGGCAGGAUGUACAUGCAGCAGAUUUCGCGGCAGGCGGUGGUCUGGAGACAGCAAACCGACAUAAUACGUUGCAGCAGGGCCUCGAGGGGAAGGUUUUGUCAAGUCGUGGUGGAGCCGCUGAGAGCUUAGGACAAGGGUGCACCACAACUGAAUGUAAGCAGGAGAUUCGAGUGACGUCGCGGAACAGCAGGAAGUGCCCCGCCGGAGGAGCGACGAAGAAUCCGAUUGGGCUGGACGUACCGAGACGGUGUGAGGCGCUGCGGGUGGCAUCGUCAGGAGGGAUAGGAUUUCCUGCCGAACACAGCAAGAUCCUACAGGGUUUUGGGGAAGAUUUGCUGCACGACAGUGUAGAGAGGCAUCCAGAGGGAGGAGACAGUUGCACAACGAGUGCUGUCCCUGGAAGGCCUUGCAAGGAGGUGGGCACAGACAUGCGAGCGUGCACUCCCAGCAAAUGCCCGGGAGCAGCGGCCGGCAGCAAGGAUAACGGGCUGGGAGCAGGGUCUUUCCAUGGGGUUGCGGAGACUGGUGUGAAGAUGGCGGAGGCUAACGAAGACCCAUUCGUUCAGCGUAGCUUAGCGCAGGGUGACUGCGGUUUUGAGGAGACUCGCCGGAAGGCUUUGGAAGCUGCGGAGCAGAGGCCUUUGACGGCGGAGAGAAUGGGGGAUGGGGGAAAUCAGUCAGAGGCCGUAGUGUACGUCGUGCGAGAGGAAUGGGAGGCGUUUACGCUUUACUACUGUUCUCACACUGGAGUUGUACGGGCAGUUGCUUCGGAAGUCAGCCGGGUUACAGCUCGGAAUAACCCACCAGACCUGUGUAGAGGUUUGCCAACGAUGGCAGUAGGAGGUGCUGGCUGCCAGCAGUGCCGGAAACAGCACAGCCGGCAAUGCAGCGGUUGGUGGAGGUCCCGCUAUGUGUUAUUGCGUGUGACUGUCACCCUUGCGGAUAGGUCUUCCGGUGGCUCCACUUUGCAGGGUGGUGGUCCAGCCACGUGCUGCGAAAAUGGAGGGGGUGUUGGAGAGGGUGGAGCAUCCGGCAUGGACAGUUGGCCCGACGGCAGGUUUGAUCAGAAGAAGAGUGGUACGAAGCUACAAGGGGGAAAGCAGCCGUCAUUUGCUUCGCAGCUGUUGCCUUGCACAUCUCAGAAGCUAGGCUUUCGCACCCACCUCGAAGAAUCUUCGGUGCGAGGCAGGUCGGAAACCUCCAAUACACAGCCAGGCGCUCAGUGGAGUCAAAAAGCAGCCCUUCUGCAACAUAGCCAAACCAGAACGCCUAUACUUCUUGAACAACCAGGGGAUCCAUGCACAAGCCGCGGCAGUAGUGAGCUCCCUGGCACAAAUUGCAUCCAUGCCGGGCCAUUCAAGUCCCUUCGCCUCGCCAAACACCUAAGUAUACCGCCGACCUAUAUCAACGAAGGUGCGCCUUUUGAGCCGGGGGAAUUUGCAUUGGAGCCCUUCGGGCCUUCGUAUGGAGCAACAAAUCAUGCGCCUCCCUUGGCGGUGGGUGGAAAUAAAGCUGAAGUGCGGGGGAAUGAGGCUGAAAUAGACGGAGGUAAUCACCAAACAGAGGUUACAUUGGCCGCCUUUUUAAAGGAGCGUCCUGUCGGGAGGGUUUCGAAAGAAGAGCCGGCGCCAUCGGUGGCUUGCAGAACUAGUGGGGUAAGUGCGUCUAUGAAGUCAAGCAUUGCUGUUGAUUUCGGUCAUGAGACCGGAGUUGACACGUGGGCGGCUAACGAAAGACGUAGCAGACUUGCUUCGCUUUUGUCGUCGCCUUGUGAUAGCUUUGAGGGCUUCGUGUCGAGUGGGCCUCGGGAUGGGACGCUUGUUGAGGAGGAGUUGUCCAGCAACGGCAAUUCAACCGACUGCCCUCCUACACUGCCCUACCUUUGGGCUCCCACCGGAGGGCUGAACUCUCAUGAAGUGCCAGACAGCAACAUUCCCUCAUGUGGACCGUCCCAGCAACAGCUUCGAGUGCAUGGGGAGACGAAGUUCAGAGAGCGAGGCUGGCAGUACGCAGGGACCCACAGAAUUAGGCGCAGGGGCUUGCGGCGGACUUUCAAGUCCCAGACAUCUUCGUGCAUCGAUUCAGCAGGAGGGGUGAGGAGAGCCUUGGCACAGUGCUACGCUAUAUGUGCUAGCACCAUUGGGGUGGAUGCUGUUGCUGAGGCGCAGAACAGCUAUUUGGGGUUGUGCGUGGAGGAGCGCGAGCUGGCUGCGGUGUUUCUUGAUUUCGUGGCACUUGUGGCCCCGGGAGAGCAAAGACCGAGGGAUCCGAAGAUGCAGCCUGCGCUGCUCACUUGGCAUGCAGGAGGUGGGGUGGAGAUUCGGCACACUGCGUGGGCUAGGGAUUGGAAUUUGCGGUUUGAGGGGUGCUAUUUAAGCGGUGUCAUUUACCUGACAGCGGCAAGCAGUGAUGCCUUAGCGCAUUCGAACAGCAGCGUAUGA
Messenger RNA from Eimeria acervulina, 2616 nucleotides. RefSeq lists its product as hypothetical. The coding region runs from base 1 to 2616 and encodes 871 amino acids. The transcript is spliced from 5 exons. The record is from RefSeq and is a predicted model, not a curated record. NCBI's taxonomy places the organism in Eukaryota, Apicomplexa, Conoidasida, Eucoccidiorida, Eimeriidae.